This is a messenger RNA of Siniperca chuatsi (mandarin fish), 11607 nucleotides long. RefSeq names its product leucine rich repeat containing 4Ba (gene lrrc4ba). Gene Ontology annotation, cellular component: plasma membrane. NCBI's taxonomy places the organism in Eukaryota, Metazoa, Chordata, Actinopteri, Centrarchiformes, Sinipercidae. The transcript is spliced from 6 exons. Bases 935 to 3145 code for a protein of 736 amino acids. Gene Ontology annotation, molecular function: protein binding. The record is from RefSeq and is a predicted model, not a curated record.
AGUAAAGGAGGGGGAGAACCAUCAAUAUCAAGAGCGAGUGAUAGGGAGAGAUCUGGGACGACGACAACACCUCCACAGACUACUGAGCAGCAGCAGUGUAACGUCCCCUCACCGUCGCCCAGUGGUUCCAUCCACCUGAAGAUUUCUGAGACAAUUCUCAUUACCAGCGGUGGCAGCGCAGCACUUGGAAAGGGUGAAUCAAUCUGAGAGAGAGAAAGAGAGAGAAAGAGAGAGAGAGAGAGAGAGAGAGAGAGAGGAGAAACAGUGAGGGAGACAGAGGAGAGAGAGAGAGAGGAAGGAGAGGAGAGGAAGACAGCGUCGGCGGCUGCUCUGCAGUGGAAUACGUUGUUAUUUGAGGGAAGGUGAGAGCUCUCGGACUACCCGACCAGCGCGUGUUGAAGAUAUGUUUCAGGACUUGAUCGCAACAUCAUAAAAUAAAGGGGCAGCAAGGGGCGGCGGCGCUGAUGUCACGGUGAGAUGGUGGCUCCAGAAGAGGGCGAUGAGACCUGCCAGCAGUGGUCCCUGGAGGCCGCUAAGAGCCACAGAGGAGGGUUUACUGAACUGACGCCCCGCUUUGGGAGCUGCAGAGCAGGGCCGCGGACGCCCCAAGCCCCCGCCAACGUGACGGAGACACGCAAGAUGUAACUCCUGGGUUCUUCUCACUUCACAAAAAGCCUCACUCAAAUCCCCAGACAACACAAGAAAAAAAGGGAAUAACAUCUGUUUAUCUGCAUAUUUCUAUGUUCAAAAAAUAAGAGGAAAAAACACAGAGAUCGACAGAGGACAAAAAACAUCUCAGAGGAUGCAGAAUUAGAAAGAACAAAUUGCCACUGGAGGACCAAAGGGAAAAUAAACCUUUUCUCGCAAAUCCACCAGCGUGGAGUCACCUCACCUGUACCUUCGGAUUAAAGAGCAGGGUCAUGUCCCAGUUGCCAUGCGCAUCGCCACGCUGACCUGCCUUUCCGGCCCUUCCCCCUUCCUCUUUCUAUUGGCCCAGCUGCUACUGCGGCUCCUCCUCCCUGGGCCGGAGUUGGUGGGAGCCGCCUCCUCCUGCCCCUCCCUUUGCACCUGCUCCAACCAGGCCAGCCGAGUCAUCUGCACCAGGCAAAACCUGGAGGAGGUGCCUGAAAGCAUAUCAGUCAACACACGAUACCUCAACCUGCAGGAGAACUCCAUACAGGUUAUCAAGUCAGACACAUUCAAGCACUUGAGGCACCUUGAGAUCCUCCAGCUCUCGAAGAAUCAGAUCCGUCAGAUUGAAGUCGGAGCAUUCAAUGGCCUCCCCAACCUCAACACACUGGAGCUCUUCGACAACCGCCUCACACUGGUGCCAUCACAUGCCUUUGAGUACCUCAGCAAGCUACGAGAGCUGUGGCUGCGCAACAACCCCAUUGAGACUCUGCCAGGCUAUGCCUUCCACCGUGUGCCCUCGCUACGUCGCCUGGACCUGGGUGAGCUCAAGAAGUUGGAUUUCAUCUCUGACGCAGCCUUUGUGGGCCUCAUCAAUCUACGAUACCUGAACUUGGGCAUGUGUGGGCUGAAGGACAUUCCCAAACUGACGGCCCUCGUGCGUUUGGAGGAGCUGGAGCUGUCAGGAAACCGGCUGGAGAUCAUCCGACCUGGUUCCUUCCAGGGCCUGGUGUCUCUCCGCAAGCUGUGGCUCAUGCACUCACAGGUGUCCGUCAUUGAGCGCAAUGCCUUUGAUGACCUGAAAAACCUGGAAGAGCUCAACCUGUCCCAUAACUCCCUGCACUCCUUGCCCCAUGACCUCUUCACGCCCCUUCACCAGCUGGAGAGGGUACACCUUAACCACAACCCUUGGAUCUGCAACUGUGAUGUGCUUUGGCUUAGUUGGUGGUUGAAAGAGACGGUGCCCAGCAACACCACCUGCUGUGCCCGCUGCCAUGCUCCCCCAUUCUUAAAGGGCAAGUACAUUGGAGAGCUUGACCAGAGCCACUUCACCUGCUAUGCGCCUGUCAUUGUGGAGCCACCUACAGACCUCAAUGUCACUGAGGGUAUGGCUGCUGAGCUCAAGUGUCGCACAAGCACCUCCACAACAUCUGUCAACUGGAUCACCCCUAAUGGCACUUUAAUGACCCAUGGCUCUUACAGGGUGCGGAUAUCCGUCCUACAUGAUGGCACGCUCAACUUCACUAAUGUCACUCUGCGUGACACAGGCCAGUACACCUGCAUGGUCACCAAUGCUGCUGGCAAUACCACAGCAACUGCUGUCCUCAAUGUCACUGCUGCUGAUGCCAGUGUCAACUACACCUACUUUACAACAGUCACUGUGGAAACAGUGGAGACCCCAGGAGAUGAAGAGUCUGCAUUGGUAGCCAUCAAUGAGACCUUCAUCCGUGUUCACUCUGGCCCCACUCCCUCAGGACACCUGUGGCCAGAAGGUGUUCCUACCACAGCCUCCUCUCUGUCAGCCGGCUGGUCCUCCUCCUCUCCUCGGGCCACCCGACCCACCUUCACUGUGCCCAUCACUGAGCCAGGCUUCUCAGGCCUGGAUGACGUAAUGAAGACCACCAAGAUCAUCAUUGGCUGCUUCGUAGCCAUUACCUUCAUGGCAGCUGUGAUGCUGGUGGUCUUCUACAAGCUGAGGAAGCAGCAUCAGCUGCAUAAACACCACGGCCCUGCUCGUGCCAUCGAGAUCAUCAAUGUGGAGGAUGAGCUGGGGGCCGGGGCCAGUGGUCGGGGCAGCGGCAUCUCAGGAGGCUCCACCAUGACGCAGAGUGGAAGCAGUGGAAUAGGAGGGGGCCAGAGCCUCAGGCUGCACCACCCAGAGAUAGUCAACCUGCCGAAUCUGGCCCGAUCAGAGCACCUCAACCACUACUACAAAACCCAUCACUUCAACAACAACAUGAUGGGCCUGGGCAUGGGCACAGGUUCUGGUAUGGGCCUCAACAACAACAACAACCCCUCACCUUGCUCUCAGUCUCAAAACACAUCCAUGUCCUGUUCCCAGGUUCCAACCGCCACCAGCGGAGGAACACCCACAGGUGGCACCCUGCCCUCCCCUGUGCCCCUGCCCCAGUUGGGCCUCCACAGUUCUCUGAAAGGCCUUAUGGGGAAAAGCCAGAAUGAGCCCCUGCUUUUUAAGAGUGGCUCCAAGGAAAAUGUGCAAGAGACUCAAAUUUGAAUAAAAGUGAGAGUGGAAGUAAGAGGUAAGAAAGAAGAGAUGCUGGAUAGAGACAGUGAGACAGAAAGAGCCUGUGAGACCAAGUAUAUGAGAGUGAUUGUAGCCUACUGUCCUCAUGGACAGAUUCCAGAAAAGAUUAUAUUUCACAUAGUCACUGCUUUGUGUUGUCAAUCUGUUGACAGAGAGAAGCAGAUAGGAAGACUGAAGGAGACAGAGUAGGAUAUCUGAUUAGCUCUAGUCCCACCAAUAGCAUCUGCACAUACAUUUCAACUAAAUCAGACACCAACAUAUAAGAUGUAAACCACAAACAUCAGAAUCAUUCAGUUACCUGUGCAGCCUGCUAUAGUCUUUGCCAAAGUCCAAGAUCAAGCCAACUCUUUUCAUUUGCAUCCACAAUCACAGUGGAAAGCUAUGACUAUACACAUGUGAACCUCUCUAGGCUUUAUACAGAUUGCUUCGUAUAUUUCCAGACACAUUCAGUGUAUAUAUUUGGAGGGAGACAUAAUAUUGGCCAUUGAACAUGUUGUCAGAUUAGUGUUUGGCAGAGACACUGAAAAGCAAACAAUGGUUUGGGUGAGCAGUACGGUCCCAGGUUUCCAGGAAGCACUAAAACAAAACAGAGAAAGCAAAAUUAGAGCAGUGCAGCAAUUCUGUCCAGGACACCAGUAUCAGACUAGUACUUUGCAGGGAGACAGUACAACAAUUGUUUUUUCAGAGUGGUUUCACUCUCACUUUCUCAUUUUUUUCCCUUUUACACCUUACUGGCUACUGUCUUCUUUGAAGGAGGAUAGAAACAGAGUGGUUUAUCAUGGGAGAAAAAAAUCCCAUGCCAUAAAGGACAAUGAGAGAUAUAAAAAGGACCGAAAGUACAUAUUAUAUAUACCGUAAAUAUAUUUUCAUUCAAAGAAAUAAAUUAUAAAGAAUCUUUAUCAAGCUUCUGACUGAAAACUACAACAUCUGAAGAAUAUAUAAAAAAAUUAAAAAAUACACUCAGCUGUUGUAGUGGUGGCACUCCCUUACAACUUUUCCAAACUUGGAACAAGAUGGCUGCUCCGAUUGUGCUGCUUAAGGACACAUGUGGGAGAGUGGCAUCCAUUGAGAGGGAGCUAAAACAAAAACCUGGCAACGUGCUUGAGUAAAUUUAUUUUGGUCUUGACUUUUUUGUAGCCACACAAAGUGUUUUCCCUCUCCUGUCGCAUUCACAUAAACAGGGUCAUUGGAGAAGGGAGAUCUUUGCGCUCUACUACGAAAAUAUAAAAUGCGACUACAGCACUUCAUCAUUUGGUAUACAGUACAGCUAUAGUAUUAAUAAUAAUGAUCAUAAUGGUAAUAAUGAUAAAAAGCUUUAGCUUUAUUUGUCAUAAUGAUCAUUAAAUGAUCAGCAAUAUGUUACAGUAUUUUACUGUACAUGUUAAAAAGUUGCACAUGCUAGUUUAGCAUGCUCUCUAAAAACAAAUUCUAGAUUUGCUCAACAUUCGGUUUCAACAUAUCAAUGUUAGAUUUAUCACAAUGAUGAUAUGACAUAUUAUUGUUAUUAUGUUAUCAUUAUUAUCAUUCAUAUGACCAUUGUUAUUACUACUUGUGCCUACAAAAAGCUGAGAAGUACUUUUUUUCAUUUGUAUAUGACACUGAAGUUGUUUUAUGACUGAUCCUGUUGGACUUCGGCUAAUGAACGUCAGUGGGACGGACUCAGCGUGCCACAAUGUGAACUCACACAUGCAUCAGCAGGAAAUAACCUGGCCCUCAAAAUGGCUUCCUCAGUCCAGCCCUCACUGACUUGUCUGCUCUGAUGUCUGAAGCAGUCAGGACCCCUCAUGUUGUCACGCAUUAAAGACAGGACAUGAACCUUUGAUGAAGACUGCUCCUUUGCAGGGGAUUAUUUCACAACUGUAUCUCAGUGUUAUCGUGUAUGGGUGGAUUUCAUGGCAGCAGGGAGCUAAAUGGACGACAGGCAUUGCCAAGCAUUUUUAAAGGUAAGCGAAGCUCGUUCAGUGAAGGAGAAGGUGACAUACAGUACAGUAUACAGUGGUGGGUGAAUUUUUUUCUAAUGAAAAAGGACGAUUAAAUGAAAAAAUAUAGAACCUUAUAGAUCUCUUUUAAAAAACAAAAUUAUUAUAAGUGUUUUUCAUUUUGGGUUUUUAUCUAGUUUGAUUAUUUUCAGUUUUUUUAAAUCAAGUGUUAUCUUUAUUGUAAUAUUGUUAUUGUUAUUAUAAUUAGCUAAUUACACUGGUUAUAAUUAUGAGAGAUGUUCUGUUAGCAGAGGUCACUUUGAAAAUUAAAAAAACCUGGCACAUAAAAUGGCAGUUGAAGUCUGUGAAAUUUGGUGGCUUUUUUUUCUUUUUGUUAUAAUCAACUUUAAUUGUAGUAUCACUGUUUGUAUCCCUUUGGCUCUGCUUGAGAUGAGACAUAGCGAAUGUGAAAUGGUCAGCACUGGGUCCUUUUUUUCUGCACAGGGGGACAGGAAAGGCCCUGCUCUGGUUUACAAGCUCACUCACACUCGCUCUGUACUUUCCUGAAUGUCAUUGCCAUCACAGUGUUCAGAGUGCGACUGCACUAUGUCAACACCUCGUUGCCAUGACUACACACUCAGACAAAUGCGCCAAACGGCGUCACCAUCGACGCCUCGUAAGGCACCCCGUGGCCCCUUGUCAGUCACGUUCCUUUUAGGUGCCAUAUCUCAACGAGCCAGCCAGUGUUCAGUGGUAGCAAAUCAACCUGAGCAUUGUACCCAUGUCCUCGCAUAAAAUGCCCCCUCCUCCUCCCCUCCAGCCCCCCCAACCCUCAGCAUCCUGCCAUCAGGUUUCCCUGGCAACUGUUGCUGCUGCGACAGCCCUUAUCACAGCGUCUUGAUUUGGGUUGCGAAUGCUAAACAGACAGGAGCAAACAGUAUAGAAUCUCAGCCAUGUGUGCAUGUACAUCCAUCUUAAAGAUUCAUCCUCAUUUCCCUGUUAAUGUAUUUGAUUUGUUUAUACCAGCAACUAUACUUCUUACACUACUGACUUUCUGUCAGUGAAUCAUGCGAUUUACAUGCCACUAUCCCCUAUGCAUUUAAUUUGCAUUGGCCCCACACCAUUGCUAAAUGUAUUUAUGCACCCUACACUUGUGAUUAACUCUCAUACCCUGCAUCAAUCAUUAACAUAUUCCUUUCCCAGCACAAGGGAUCCAUAUUCCCCUCACAAGUUAUUUACAUAUUCAUCUGCCUCUGUGUGUGCAAAUAACAGAGAAAUGAUCAUGUGGGCAUGCUUGUGGGUAUGAGUGCGGUGUGUGUGUGUCAGUUUUAUGUACAUCAGUGGCUGAAAGCAAGGACUGUUACAAAAGCUAUUUACCCCUAAUUCCUCAGAUACUGUGUGCCCUGCCUAUCGCCUGUAGUAGCUCAUCACUUUGGAAAGCAUUGUGUAGCCCCUAUAGCUCCUGUGAAGUGGCACAAACCAGAGGCCAUGUUAUUGAGGCUCUGUGUUAGAGAGAGCAGCGGUUGAGCUGGAGACACAAAGUCACAGUGCUGCAGUGUCUGAGUCACAGAGCACUGAACACACUCCCAACACUCUAAUGGAAAUGCUGUGUUUACUGUGCAGGAAGGGACCCGCUCGUUCACCCAUUCAGGGAAUAGGUGAAAAACACCAGAAUAUGGGUGUGUGUGUGUGUGUGUGUGUGUGUGUGUGUAUUUUUGUGUGUGCAGCUCUGGAUUAUAAGAUGCCUGUUGUACUGUUGUAUAAGGCAAUGAAAUCAGGACAUUUGAAGCGGUACACUGUUUAUAGCAAAAGAUGUUACACCAUUGUUGAUGCAAUACUGCUCAGUGUGUGUGUGUGUGCACAUGUGUGUGUGCGUGUUCAGGUGGGCUUAUUCUAGCUAGGUUGUGUAAGGAGGGAAAGAGGGAGGAGGGGUGGUCAGACCUCCAUUUUAAAUCCCCAGUUCAAACCAGCUCUGUCUGUCUCCCUCUGCUUCAGGCUACUUUUAUGAUCCUCUCACUGACACUUAAAGUAAAAACAGGAUUUUUUUUUUUCCGCUUAAGCAGCUCCCUCCUCUCUCUCUCUCUCUCUCUCUCUCUCUCUCUCUCUCUCUCUCUCUCUCUCUCUCUCUCUCUCUCUCUCUCUCUCUCUCGGGAUAAACCAAACUGAUGAAAGGUCUGUUCAAUCAGGCCGAACUCUCCUUUCAACAGAACAUCACCAGCAUCUUGUAGCUCUUUGUCAAUCUGCCACAACAAGUUGAGGGUCAAGGGUCAAGUCUAGUGGCAGCUUUCGUUUACCUCACAUCUUCAGCCAGCUAAUCAAGGUUAGCGUUCCCAUUCUGGAUUGUGCCAUUUGUUUUUAUUGUUUUGCCCCGACUAAGCUGUAUAUGAGAGUAACACCUGUUGGUGAAGCUUAAGUGAUUUUUAAUGUGCAUUUUCAGUGGCUGUAUUUAUGGUUAAUCGCUUUGACAGUGAUGUGACUUUUAGCCAUAAUUGUAACGAUGCACAUGAAAUGAUUUGGGGCUGCUCUCUUAUGGUGGGUGAGGUUUGUGUUAUCACAGAUAUGAGGGCGAUCCAGGUUCAGUCUGCUGCUCAUUGUGACCAGCAGUGUUAGGAACUGUAGCCACACUUGCGCCGGUCCCUGAGGGCGUGUGUUGCACACAUGUUAACCUCAGCACUACAAGCCCUGUGUGAGCUCCACACUGCUUAAUUUCUUUUCUGUCACACUGCCUUUAAAAAUAGCAGUGAAGCAACAGCAGAGCUCAAUGCAUUAUUGAUACACAUGGUGUCAAUGAUGCAUGUGCUUAGGCACCAGUGCUAAUUUUCUCCCAGUUGCAGAGGCCAAAAGCAUCAAACUGCUGUAAUUUAUAUGCAUCGUUAUUGCUAUUAUUUUUCACAUGGCCAUCAAGACAGUCUGUGAGAGCAGAGCCAAAUGUUGCAGCUUUCUCUCCUCACAUGAUGGCUGCUGUGAUUUUGUUAAGUGCAGCAGUGUUUUGUGUGCCACUGUGUCACCGAGCCGCAGCAACAGCCCUAUCUCACUAUGCUUCGCUGUGCCUCUGCUGUGGGAUGUUUGGCAGUCAGGGGCUGGUUUCAUCACCAUCACGCUGGUCUAAGGCCGAUUUGAUGGCACCAGUUUUUAGAUGCCCGGGUCAUUCUGUUCAGUCACGUUAGGAGAGAAUGAAGAGCUUUUUUUGUCACUGCAAUGUUGCUUCUGCUGGAGCUUGAGAUGAGAUGCGCACAGACAUUUUUCUGUGUCAUCACUGUGAAAACCCUGCCCUGAAGCCCCACUUAUCAAACCUUACCACACACACAAGCAUGUGCACAUGCUGCACACACACCCACACACCCACACACACUCACUCACUGACACUGACUGACUGAGUGAUUUAUUGAUUGAGGUGGAGCUUUCUUAAACAAUUUGCAGCUGAGUGCAGUGGAGGUUAACAUAAACCUCUCAACUGCUGCUAUUGUGCUUCAGUUUACGUUUGUUUGCUUUAUAUCCUGUGAAGGUGUCCUUAAUUUGAGAAUGGCCGGGACAUUAGCACAUGGCUUAUUUCCUUGUUGCCUUGGUAACUGUGUCUUUGGUCACAAGAUGUCCGUUUUGGUCGUCUUGUGAGCUUUGAGCUAUGUGGUGUUGGAGGGGGCUUGUCAGUGUGUGUGGGCUGUGAUGUGAGAGUGAUGAGUGGUGUCUCAUCCCAGAUGACUAUCUCCUCUGUGUCACUCAGCUGGGGGUCAGCGGGCCUGUGAGCUGCAGCUCAGAAGAAAACUGAGAAAAAUCCACACAGUCACUGAAAUAGUCAAAUGGGACACGCUCACAGCCCAUGUAAUUGUAAAGUACCGAUUAAUGGGAAUAGUAAAGCCGGCGCGCUGCUUAACACAGAGCUUCUCAUGAAUGCUUUAUAAAGGAGGAUAUCAGUGUCGUCAUGUGAAAACCUUGUAACUUCAAUUUUGAACAUCAGUGGAGUGAUUACAUUUUUCUAUUUGCACUGAGAAAACUCUACAGCCCUUGGUGCUGGUGAAACCCUUUCAAAACUCCAUGGGGCAAAAAUGUGUGCGCGGCAAGUUCAAAAGAAGGCCGUUUUUCUUAGAUCCUGAAAAGCUGACAUUUGGGACGAUGCAAGGUUUUCACCCAACAGCGACCAUAUUGCUCUUUCAAAUACAUAUUUGUGUUUUGAGAACAAUCUGGGAUGUUGCGGCUCGUGUCGGGAUUUGGAAAUAUUCUUCUGGAGCAACUUCAUGCCCUGGAGUGCUGAGGAAAACUCCCCUCCAGUUCUGUGAUGUGUGUGGACUCAGGGACUUGUAUUGGAAUGUCCUGAACCAUCCGUAACUAUUAAAGGAUGUGCUGAGCCAGCAGCUGUGCUCCUCUCAGGGGACAGGCUCACAGUUAAGUUUCCAAACGUACAUUCCCCCCAAUCCACAGCAGCCCGGCUCCCAGAUUUACUGUUUAUGGGCACCUUGGCUCGGCAUCAUAAUCACACUCUGCUGUGUCUGAUGUUUGUUUGAAGCUGGGCGGGGGCCAUAGAGUACAUUUCAACGCUUUGAAGUGUAAAUUCAGGUCUGGCUGGAGCACCGUAUGGAGGGCAUGAGGAGAUAACAACAGCCAUAUGGAUAUAAGCUGGUGGUUUGAUAAUGGAGCUGUCUAACCCAUAUCUGUCUGCUGAGGUGACAGAGGCCCAGGAGGAUGUGAGGUCAAACCCAGACCGGACGUCAACAGCGAGGGUCAGAAGUUGUCUGGGCUCAGCGAGGUGAAGCCAGAGCAGCAAUGAGCCAUGACCCAGAUAAGCCACCCCAGCUGAGCUUUGAAUCAGAUCUGCAACAUCCUCCCAGUGAAAUAAGUUUUAAAUAAAGCAGGAAGCAGUUGUAAACAGUCAUCAAUAUGAAAUAAACUUUUACUGGAGAUAUUGAUUUUUCUUUACCCUUUUUUGUCUCCACCCCCACAUGUCAGCCAGUGAGGCAUGCUGCUUUUCUCAUUGGUGCUGAUUUAUUUAUCCGGUCUGGCCCUUAAUACCCUCAUUUCAUGUCUGUUCUCAUUUCGGCUCCCAGUCUAUGUGACACCAACCUCACAAGUUAUAUUUUUACCCCUGAUGCUCAUGAAUGGCUACGAGUGACAUUCAGCAGGCACGACAGCGGCCUCCGUUGUGCUCAAGCUGCAGUGCUUCUGUGCGGCCCAUCAUGGCUGCGCCAUGUUUACCAGGCUCAGUCGGCAGUAGAGCCUGCUUACCACACAACAGCCUCUGUCGCCUCAGGCCUCCCCACCCUCUGAGCCCAAAGGAAAUAGAGUGACAAGGGAGGACAGGGCAGACAGAAAUAGAGAAAGAGAAAGGAGAGAGAGAUUGAAAAGAGACAAGGAUGACAUGAGGAAUGAAAGAUGACACUGAGAGACAUCCUGUCACUCCAUAUCUAUGUAGGUUUUAGUCUACAUGUGCGAGUGUGUUUGCAUGUGUGUACAUGAUUGUAAUACGUCAUACACACACAGAGGCCCCAGCCAUGCGCUCUCAGUGUCUGUUUGUGUAAUAUCUGGCAUAAGUAUGCAUAUUUAUGCAUACGUCCGAGUGGGUUGCGUGCGUAUUUGUGUGCACUCGAGUGUGCACGGUAUCCGUGUUUGUGUAUCUUUGUGUGGCAGAGAUAAAGACAUGAAGGAGGAAGGGCUGCCGUGGUGCUUAUAUGUCACCCAGCACUGGAGGGGAAAUGACUCCUCUCUGUCCCCGACCCAGGGGAGGAAGAGGAGGAGCAUGGCUGACUUCUCCUGCUUCUCUGCCUUUUUCUCACCCUCUCCUUCAGAAAUGUAGCUAAAGUCUCAGUCAUGGCCUCUCCCUCUCUCUCUCUCUGAGUCACACACACAUACUUGUAUCGUUCGCUUGCUCACGGGAGUACGUCUCGCAUUAUCCCCCUUUCCUCCUCUUGUGCUUCUCAUCUCCUUAACCCUCCUGUUCCCCUCCUCCGCUCUUCUCUAUCUACCUCACGCUUCCUCUUUCACCCCUCCCACCUUCUGCUUCUGUCACUUCACUUCAACUUGUGAUUCUGUAUUAACCCCUUGAUCCACACAAACACACCCACACACACACACACACACACUCUCCCACGCUCUCGUUAGCCCCCUGCACCACUCCAAUCCCCUCUCAGGAAAAUCAAAAUCAAACCCAACAACAAACCAAGGCUUCUGAUAUUUCCUUCCCUCUGUUCAAUUAAACAUGGCCGCCAUCUGCUUCUUUGUUUCGCUUCGGCUUCUCUUCUGCAAUAUUGACUAUGGUUGUUCUUGUGAUUGUUUCUUAAGACUGUGUUUUAACCUGUUAUAACCACAGAUGUACGUAUUAACACUGGAGGAACCUGUCACGGGGGUGUGUGUCUGUUUGUAUGUGUGUGUGUGGUAUCGAGAGUGUGUGUAUGCGUGGAGGAGGGUGGAUUUGUUCUGCUUCAAGGUUCUGUGCCAAAUCUUUUUCAGAACAUUCAGUCUCUGUUCAUGUGCCAUAUUGAGAAAUUUAUGAAAUAAAAAUAACGUUUUUUCACAAAAUGCAAA